Molecule: messenger RNA, 558 nt
Organism: Trichomonas vaginalis G3
Lineage: Eukaryota; Parabasalia; Trichomonadida; Trichomonadidae
Product: organellar and viral DNA polymerase type B
Exons: 1
Coding region: 1-558 (185 amino acids)
Source: RefSeq, a predicted model, not a curated record
AUGGACAAAGAUUGCGACAUGGUAUAUAAGAACAUCUCUGACAUAUAUAAAUCUGGGGAGUUUAAGACAUACGACAACUUUGUUUCAUUAGUUGCUGAAUGUGUUUGGGAAAUAAGAGAUAAAGAUAGAAGAGGUAAGGUAUGGCAUGAACAGUUAAAACCAGCAGCUUUUGAGUUAAAGAAAACCAUUGACGCCUUAGUUGUUCUAGCAGGUCAAAUUUCAAUGUAUAACGCAAAAAUGAAUCCGCAAUGUUCAAAAUGUAAAGCAGCAAUGAGGAAAUAUAACUACUCUGUCAAAGAGAUAGAACGUAUGAGAAACGACUAUGCUGACUUAAAGAAAGAAGUAGAGAAACCAGCAGAAGAUAAAAUGGAUAUGUUGACAUUUCUGAACAAAAACUAUCCAACUGCUGACGAUUUCCUAUUAUCUGAUGUCAAGAAGAAAUAUAAAGAAACCUUCGGCAUAGUUAAAAUUUUUGAUAUCCUUCGUGAAGAAAUAGAAGCUACAAAACUGUUUAAAGUCAUGAACCAUCGCAACAUAUACCAUGUAAAACGCUUGUAA